ACUAUCCAUUGUGUCAUGUGGUCUACUGCGGUGUGUCCAUGAUGCUAUCCUGCCUCUCUUCCUCGCUGUCGGUGUCCUUGCUGCUGUCGCUUGUCUGUCGGUGGUUGGCCAUGCGUGGGCGCUUGUUGCUCGGGCGGGGCAUCACCACCAAAGUGACAUACACAGACAGACGGACAGACAGACAGGGGUUAGCUUGUGUGGUGUCUUUCGCCUGUUGGUCGUCGAAAGAGUUUGAUGCCCUCAUCGAUUAAUGAGUCCUGGUCUUGCUGUGCAUCAUCUGAUGGGUGGCUGGUGCUGUGGGGCCCUGUGGCUGUUGCCGUUUCUCCGCCGACAGUGUCAGCCGGCUCUCCUCAGCAGCACUCAAUAUCACAACCUACACGAGCACACACGACACACAUCAGACACAUGCCUUUCGCCUCCCUCUGUCUGUCUGUCUGUCUGUCUGUCUGACUGUCUAUCAGUCUGUGUGUCUAUGUGUCUCGACCAGUCCGAGAGGCCGCGGCGUCCACCGUAUCUUCUCGAUCAGGUCGACGUAGAGCGCCGGCAGCUGUUUGUCUCGCCAGUCGCCGCCACCGGUGCACAUGCCGCCAUUUGUCUCGCCGUCCCUGCGGCCCAGCAGACGAACCGGCACUGAAGACGGCGACAAAAUGUCAUCCGUGACAGAGACACACAGAGAGACACACACGUGAAGAAAGAGAUGUCUCUGUCUGCCUCGUCUGUGUCUCUCCGUUCCUUCGCUCUGUCUGUCUGUCUGUCUGUCUGUCUGCCCUGUACCUGCACCACACAGUGCGUAGACGCACCUUGAAAUGCACCACAU
Vitrella brassicaformis is the source of this 817-nucleotide messenger RNA. The record is from the annotation of a GenBank genome assembly. NCBI's taxonomy places the organism in Eukaryota, Vitrellaceae.